Molecule: messenger RNA, 489 nt
Organism: Miscanthus lutarioriparius
Lineage: Eukaryota; Viridiplantae; Streptophyta; Magnoliopsida; Poales; Poaceae
Source: the annotation of a GenBank genome assembly
AUGAAGGGGAGCAAGGUCCAUGAGCACGAGACCGACGUCCCCGCCUCCGAGCUCUGGGCGAUCUACGGCACGCUCCGCGCCGCGGAGCUCCUGCCGCAGCUGCUCCCGCAGCUGCUCACCAAGGCGGACCUCGUCAGCGGCGACGGCGGUGUUGGUACCAUCUUGCAGCUAACAUUUCCUCCUGGGAUCCGGCCUGGGCUCCAGAGUUACACGGAGAAGUUCAUCAAAGUUGACAACGAGAACUAUACCAAGGAGGCAGAAGCCAUUGAUGGCGACAUUCUGAAGCUGGGGUUCCUGGCCUACAUGAUACGGGUUGACAUCAUUUCCAAAGGGCCCAACUCGUCGGUGAUCAGGUCGACUAUCGAGUAUGAGAUUGAUGAUGCGCACCCAGAGGUUGAAGCUAUGGUGAGCACGGCGCUUUUGGCUGCAGCUGCUGAGAAAUUUUCCGAGCAUGCUAAGGAGAAGAAGGUCCCUCAAGCAACCUCUUAG